Messenger RNA from Alexandromys fortis (reed vole), 4649 nucleotides. It is a transcript of the gene Cpne5, whose product is annotated as copine 5. The transcript has 11 exons. The record is from RefSeq and is a predicted model, not a curated record. Gene Ontology annotation, molecular function: calcium-dependent phospholipid binding. Gene Ontology annotation, biological process: cellular response to calcium ion. NCBI's taxonomy places the organism in Eukaryota, Metazoa, Chordata, Mammalia, Rodentia, Cricetidae. Gene Ontology annotation, cellular component: plasma membrane. The coding region runs from base 2235 to 3263 and encodes 342 amino acids.
AAGGUGAGUAGACCUAGGAGCUCUGGGGAAACUGAGCCAGGCCCAUCUGGGUACUCUGGGAAUGAGUGGCCAGAAUCCACGCAGGAAGGCCUGCCAUCCCGGUAGCGCAGGUCCUGUGGAGCAGGGUGCCUGAGAGCCCUCCUUUCCCCUACGUGGCUGCCAGGAGCCAGCCCAUGCCUGCACCUUCCUCACAUGAAGAAUGGGGAUGCCCUGAAGCGCUCCUGUUGGACACUGAACAUUCGUGGGCGCCUCCUUUCUCCGUAUGGCUAGGCGCUGAGGAAGGCCAGGCUGUAGAGGAUACACUGGAUGCCCAGAGAUGUCCCACAGUCUAGCGAGGGUCACUGCAAACUUAGAGAGUAGACGGAGGUCGAAGAGAAUCACUGUAGGGACAGCGACAGCGGGGUGUUCUGAGGCACAGGAAGGACUAAGGCAGUGCCUAAGGAGGGCUGGGUCUGGCCUGCAGGAGACAGAGGGUAAAUGUGGCUGGCAAUUUCUAGACAGGACAAGAGCAGGAAUCCAGAACCCUUGCUGUCUCCCACUUGUCUGUGGAGCCAAAUAUGGACAUAGCCUGGCAUCUUGUGGCUACUCCGUGCUGGGGCACUCCCUAAGGGUGGUCACAGUUGGCGUCUCCCAGAUCUGAUAUGGGCUGUGGACGGGGGCUGUUUGUAUUAUAAAAGGUGGUGCCCGCCCCCACCUUUCCCAUCCCUUCCAGCCGACAGGAUCAGCUCCGCCACGCUUCUAGCCCGAUUUGCCCUGUUCCCUUAUAGACAUCUUCCAUAUAUCUCCUUUACCUGGGAACUAGGGCCAGCCACCGGGGGCUACAGGGUCCUCCCGUCCACUUACCAUCCCCAGAAGGCCGAUAGUUGUGAGUCUAUGGUCAACACUGUGGGGCUGGGGGUGUAGCUCAGUGGUGGUGCCAUAGCCUAGCAUCUGCGAGACCCUGAGCACCAUCCUGUACUAAAACUAAAUAAAUCAGCUCCCAGGGCUGGCAGAUGGUUCAGUGGGCAAAGGUACCCACAGCACAAGCCUGACACCUGAGUUCAAUCCAGGAAACCCACAUAAAGGCAGACAGAACCAGCUCAGCAAAGUUGCCCUUUGACCUCCAUAUUCACUUGUGGUUCAAGCGCACGCGCGCGCGCUCACACACACACACAACCAGUAGAAUUAAACAACCCCCCCAAACUAAAGUGUAUAUAUCUAUGAUAGUGCCAUAAUGAAAUCCACUACUUUUUAUAACUUUGUAUAAAAAUCAAAACAAACAAAAACUACUGUGAGCUCACAGCAGGGCAUGGCUCCAGGGACACGGGUGCUCCAGCAAGAGGACGCCCCAGCUAGACUGCUAAGCGCUGCAUUCUAGCAAGGACUCAGGGCAGGAGGGAGGGCUGUUUUGUGGAAGGUCUUGAUGUGUUUAAUAUAAACAGACUCUGGAGAAGACCCCUGCCACCUGGCUGAAUGUAAUGUUAGCGGACAGCCGAGUCAGCGUGUAGCUCAGAGACAGAGCCCUGGUCUAAGAUGUUCAAGCCCCAGGGUUCCAUCCCAGCACCUGAGGAAGGUUGGGAAAGUGUCCUCGUGGACCUCUAAUCCCCACAGUUCAGGAGUCUAAGGUGGGAGGAUUGAAGCUUGAGACCAACCCGGGCAAUACAAUGGGGAGAUAUCGCCAAAUGAAUAAAAUAACAAGACAGUGGCCAUUAGUGACACAGAGUGCCCAUCCCUGUCAUCCCAGCACUCUGGAAGUAGAGACAGGGAUCAGGAGUUCAAGGUCAUCAUUGGCUGCACAACCAAACUGGGAUACACAAAACUACGUCUCCAAAAGCCCAAAAUUGAAAUUUUUUAUAUACUAAAGGUGUGGCCCAGCACUCAGGAGGCAUUGGCAGGUGGAACUCCGGGAGUGCUAGGCUAGCCUGGUCUACCUUAGAAAGUUUCAGGCCAGCCAGAGCUCCAUAGCGAGGCUGUGUUCAUGGAAACCUGUCUCCGCAGGGAGGAGGUAAUGAAUGCCUUUAAUCCAUCAUCUGAAUCUGACAAUUGUUAAAUUUUACUGUUUGCCUUAUCUAUAUUUUACUAAUGUAAUUUAAAGGAAAUUCCAUCGUGGCUUUACCCCUAAAUAUUUCAUUAGACGUGUCUAUAAAAUAAGCACAUUUCCCCCGCGUAACUGUGAGUGCCAUUAUCCCACCUGACACACUGAGCGGGAAUGCAAGACUGCCAUCCGACGUUCACUCUGCAGUGACUGUCCCCAGAUGCCCUUCCUCGCUAACUCGUCUAACCACGACUUCAUUGGGGAGUUCACCACCAGCUACCGAGAGCUGGCGCGGGGCCAGAGUCAGUUCAACAUCUAUGAGGUGAUAAACCCAAAAAAGAAAAUGAAGAAAAAGAAAUACGUGAAUUCUGGCACGGUCACGCUGCUUUCCUUCGCUGUAGAGUCAGAGAGCACCUUCCUGGACUACAUCAAAGGAGGAACACAGAUCAAUUUCACCGUGGCCAUUGACUUCACCGCCUCCAAUGGGAACCCCUCGCAGUCCACAUCCCUGCACUAUAUGAGCCCCUACCAGCUGAACGCUUAUGCGCUGGCGCUGACCGCCGUCGGGGAGAUCAUCCAGCAUUACGACAGCGACAAGAUGUUCCCUGCCCUGGGCUUCGGGGCCAAGCUGCCCCCUGACGGCAGGGUGUCACAUGAGUUCCCACUGAAUGGCAACCAGGAGAACCCCUCAUGCUGUGGCAUUGACGGCAUCCUGGAGGCGUACCACAGCAGCCUGCGCACGGUGCAGCUCUACGGCCCCACAAACUUCGCCCCUGUAGUCACCCACGUAGCCAGGAAUGCCGCCACUGUGCAGGAUGGCUCCCAGUAUUCUGUCCUGCUCAUCAUCACUGAUGGCGUCAUCUCUGACAUGGCGCAGACAAAGGAGGCCAUCGUCAACGCUGCCAAACUCCCUAUGUCCAUCAUCAUUGUCGGUGUGGGCCAGGCUGAGUUCGAUGCCAUGGUGGAGCUGGACGGUGAUGACGUGCGGAUCUCCUCCCGGGGGAAACUGGCUGAACGGGACAUUGUCCAGUUCGUGCCCUUCCGGGACUACGUGGACCGUACCGGCAACCACGUGUUGAGCAUGGCCCGCCUGGCCCGGGAUGUGCUGGCCGAGAUCCCCGACCAGCUGGUGUCCUACAUGAAGGCACAGGGCAUCCGCCCACGCCCACCACCCGCCGCACCUGCUCAGUCACCCCCACAGUCCCCAGCCCACUCACCCUCUGAAUCCCCCCUCCACACGCAUAUCUGAAACUCGCAGGACCAGGGGCCUGGAGGCUGAGACCUCACUUUCCUUGUGGUCGCCUUCUCAGACUCUUCUUGGAGGACUGGCAAGAGAUGGGGUGUCCAUGAUCUCACCCCACUUCCUGGCCUCAAUUUCCCACCCAAAUCCAGGGAACUGGGGGUGGUGUAGAAGACAAGGGGUACAUAGGAUUCUGCGGUUGAGUAGACUCCCCUAGCCUGUGUUGGAUAGUCCCAGACUCCCCUAUUCUUGCAGGCCUCCUCUAGCUCCCCUCCCCUCUUGCCCUAGUGUCUAGUGUCCCCAGUCCCUUGAGAUCCCCUGUCCUGUGUCCAGGGAACCCCAGGUUGAUGGGCUACCAGGGAUGUGUGACUGACUUUCUUAGGGACACUUUGUGAGCAGAGCCUGUGAGCCAUCAGGGACUGUGAUGGUUAGCUAAGAGUCAGUCCCUUCGCAGUCCUCAAAGGCUUGGCGGUAUGCUAGAAUGUUCUAGAUGCACAUUUGCAGCCUCACUGGAGCCGUCACAGGUAGCUUGUGGCAUUGAGAUGUCUCCUGCUCACCUGGGAGGCCACUCACCUGCAGGGCACAGGGCCAGCCCCUGUACUUUGUCUGGCCUCCUCUCUGCCCUUCAAUGGCUCUGGGGCCAGGAGCCCUGAGCACCAGCCUGUCCCCACCCAGCGCAGCCUCUGCUCUCUGGACCUCAGUGUCCACACCUCCGUGACGACAGGAUUGGUCAGGUGGUCCAGCGUUUCCUGAGCCAUCCUGAGGGUCCAUCCAUUCCACACCCAGCCUCCCCAUCCCCCCUCAUGACUGCUGUCCACACCCAGGCUAUCUAGACUCUGGGGUUACCCCGUUGCAUCCUGUCACCCACACCCCAGCCCUUCAGAGCUCCUGCCCCUGCCGUGGAAGGUAGCAAGGAACUUUCCACCUAAGGUUACCCCACUGGGGCAGGUCUUGCAUGUGUCCCUUAUACCGCAUGGGGUCCCCGCCUACCAUCUCCCAUCCCACCCGCCUCUGUCAUGCAAUGAUGGUGGUGUUUCUGCUGUCUGGUCCUGUGCCUGUCUGAGACUGUCUCUGUGGAAAUUUGCCUUAAACUGAAGUAAAUUGGUUCUUUUAGUAGAAACAUGUCCCAUCUCCUUAGAAAACAGCUCCGCCGCUGGCCCAGCCGCUCUGCUACCUCAGUUCUUUGGUUCAGCCAUGGCUCUGUAUGACCCUGUGAGAGGCAUGGGGUAUGUGGCAGGGGAUGCCCCUCAGAAACAUCCCGGAAGACAGGAAGGACAGCAGUGUGCAGACACUCGGGUCUGUAGCUUGGCUUCGGACAGUGGGAAGAGUCUGCAGCAAUGGGAGAGAAUGGAGGAUCAGACAGCAGAAGAGAUAUUUAAAUGAGACAGUCAGAUG